AUGAGGUGCUCCUCGCCGGUGAGGAUUGGGGGAUCUGGCACCAGUAUUCUGAGGCGGGACCCGCUUCGCAACCGAGCUGCUCUGACAGGUGCUGGUGACCGUCGAUGGGUUCCACCUGUGCGAAAUCCAACCGUUGUUGGUAAUGUGGGGGUGGCGGGUUUUGAAAUGCUGUUUUCCAGGAUGGAUAAAAAGGAUCUGGCGGCGGCUUCAGACCACAAUCUCCUGAACAAGCCUAGGGUUCCUCCUGCUUCCCGGACCCUUGUCUGGGUCAGGAAGGAUCUAGUUCAGACAAAAUCGUUCACACCUUCUGAUUGCUACCCUGCUGGAUCUGGUUUUCUUCCCAAACCAACAGUGAUCAAGUUCGCUGAUCUGUGGGGGGCGGUUGAAGGAAGGAGAUCUUUCGUUGAGAUUGUCAAGAUGGCCGGUGGUGGUAGAGGAAUGGGGAGAGCGGGAGGUGCCGUUGGUGGACGUGGUGCUGGCGGUCGUGUCCCUCCAACGACAGCGACAACAUCGAGUGCGACGGCGAUCCCUCUCAGCAACAUCCCUGAUUUGGUUCCAAUCAAGACUGAGUUUCAACAACCUAUGAUACAGCAGAUGGGGGGAAAUGGUCAAGGUAUGUAUCCGAUGAUGAAUCCCAAUAUAUGGAACAUGCAGAUGGCGCAAUGGCCGCAGUUCUUUGGUAACCAGCAACUUCCCCCGCCUGGUUUCAAUCCUAUGUUGAUGAUGCCGCAAGGAGUUGCUUCUACUCUGCCACAAUCAAACAGCCAGGGGAGUAGUGCUAGCCAAUUGCCUUUACAGCAGCAAAAUUCUGGUAGCAACAAAAACAAGAAGAAGAGUCUGAAAGGUACUGCCUCUGAUGGUUCUAAGAAUAGUGGUGAUAGAAGUGGCAGCAACUUGCAAAUGAAUCUUGUCUCUGGGCCUGGACCUGCUUUGGAUCCUAAAUUCAAGAAUGUGACCUGCUACAACUGUGGUGAGCUGGGUCACUAUGUUGGACUAUGUACCAGGAUCAAGAGGUGCUUUAUCUGUAGCAAAACUGGGCACCAUAUGGACAAUUGUCUGAUGUGGUACUCUCUGCUUCCCACUGCUCAGUAUUGGGGGAGUGCCAAUCCUGGAUUGGGUUUCUUCCAUGUGGAGGUGGAGGGACCUGAAGCUGUUCAAUGGCUAAACAUGGAUAAUGUUGGUGUGGUGGUUGUAAAACAUGGGGAGAUAUCUGCUGAGGAAUUAGAGAAAUGCUUCAAUGAUAUGUGGAAGGUCAACUGGUAUUGGCAGAUUCGACAGCUUGGGCCUAAAAGAUUCCUGGUGAGAUUUCCUCCAAGCAAAAAGGUCAAGGAGCUGGUGGAAUAUCCCUCCAUCAACCUCAAAAAAGAUGGUGUGGUGAUAUACUUUGUUAACUGGGAAGGUGAAGCAGAACCUUUUGAGGAAUUUCAGGAGGUGUGGGUUAGGAUUACUGGCAUUCCUGCUAAGUGGCUCACUUGGAAGACUAUUUGCCAGGUGUCCACUGCUCUUGGAGUUCUUGUUAAUAUUGACUGGCAUGGCAUCUUCAGAAGCUUCUACAAAGAGGUUAGAGUCAAAGUCUCUGUGAGGGACAAGUCCAAGAUCCCUGCCAAUAAGCUCUUUGAGAUGGAACAAUGCUUUUUCCUGAUUAACUUCCUAGUGGAGAAUGAGGGUGAGCCUAUUGAUCUAGAUGAUGAUGAUGGUGAGGAUCCUGGUAAUACUAAUGAAGAAGGCAAGCUUGAUGAUGAUGCUGAUAUUGGGGAUGACUUCAGGGCUCUGGACAAGAAUAAAUCUGGGGGGAGUAAUAACAAAAUGGAGACUGAUCCUUCCAUUCCUAGUGGAAAUUCUGGUCCUAGGGCUGCUCAUAUGAGCCUGGAGACAAGUGUCCAAGCUAAGGUGUAUGGAAAGGAGGCACACAUCCCUAAUGAAAGUGUCUUGGUGGUGAGAAGAGCUGAGGAUAAUAUUGGGAAGAAUCCGAUUCAGCAGUUUGAUGAUGAGAGUGAUGAUGAUGUGGAAGAUAUCAAUGUUGGGAAGGAGGUCAUGGUGAGUAGCAAGCCUUAACUUCCUGUGCCUCCAAUGGCUUGGAAGGAGAAGAAGUAGUGGGGUCCUGUUCAAGCAACCAGGAUGAGUUCAAGAAUCCCUAGAGAUGGCAAGAGUGUGAUUGAAAAAGCUCAAGACCUCAAGAAGGAGAAAAAUUUGGAGAUUCCCAAAGCAAACCAGAGGAGGAGAAAGAAACAGAUUUGUAAACUGCAGGGUGAAGAUGGGAUGGUUGAGGAUAAUAAAGGUAUGUUAGAUAUUGUUGUUUCUUAUUAUAAGACCCUAUUCUGUAAAGAAACUUGCCUGGAUGUUGAUUUAUUAGAUGACUUUUGGGAUCCUGAGGAUAUGGUGUCCCAAGAACAUAAUGCUAUGCUUAAUGCUGAUUUCUCUGAGAAAGAGGUUAAGGAUGCCAUCUUUGGCUCUUAUGCUGAAGGUGCUCCUGGACCUGAUGGUUUCUCUUUUCUUUUUUAUCAACACUUCUGGGAGCUCAUUAGAGCUGAUUUCAUGGCAAUGGUUAAGGAUUGGAAUGAGGGAAAGUUGGAUCUGUAUAGAUUAAAUUUUUCCCUAUUAACUUUAAUUCCGAAGGAGGCUGAUGCUGUAACUAUACAGAAAUUCAGACCUAUUGCCUUGACUAAUUGCAGUUUUAAGAUUUUCUCCAAGUGUGCUACGAAUAGGCUAGGUUUGGUUAGUGAGGAUCUUAUUUCUCCUAACCAAACAACUUUUAUCAAAGGUAGAUAUAUUUUGGAAAGUGUGGUUUCUGCACAUGAGGUCAUUCAUGAUGUAGUGCAUAAAGGGCUCUCUUGCCUAAUUUUCAAAUUAGACUAUGAGAAAGCCUAUGAUAGGGUUGAUAGAGAUUUCCUUUUAAGGGUUAUGAGAAUGAGGGGCUUUAGCCCU
This is a messenger RNA of Lolium perenne, 2925 nucleotides long. RefSeq lists its product as uncharacterized. Gene Ontology annotation, molecular function: nucleic acid binding; zinc ion binding. The record is from RefSeq and is a predicted model, not a curated record. NCBI's taxonomy places the organism in Eukaryota, Viridiplantae, Streptophyta, Magnoliopsida, Poales, Poaceae.